Rangifer tarandus platyrhynchus (Svalbard reindeer) is the source of this 492-nucleotide messenger RNA. Lineage: Eukaryota; Metazoa; Chordata; Mammalia; Artiodactyla; Cervidae. The record is from the annotation of a GenBank genome assembly.
AUGGUGAUUAAUAAAGGAAGCAGAAUAUUGCAGGUCGUUUAUAUGAGGAACUCAGUUGCAGGUUGCAGAAGCCCCAAACUUGGACUCCACUCUGAAAAGGAGGGUCUUCUUGGGAGGCUCUCGGGGUACGUGACCCCUGAGGGAGGAGCUUGGCGGACGUCCUGCAGGGCGGGAGAGGGGCUGUGUCCCCGAUCUCCGGGGCGAUCAGCUGCCAAUCCAGUGUCUUGCUUUCCUGCUCCUUGGGGCUCUUCCCACAGACUAGGGAGCCAGGAUCACUUGGGACCGAGAGCCAUCCCCACGGAAGCCGUGGUGGAGCGGGGGCAGACCUGGCAGGCAGUCCUGUGCCUGGAGGUGGGACCUGUGCGCCAGGGUCCGGCCUGGGUCCCUCGCUUCAGGGCUGUGCAGAGUGGUCUUGGGCCCCUCACCCCCGCCCCCAGGGUCAGCCCUGCCUGCAGCCCCCCAACCAGCGCCCACGGGGCGGCCGACCCCUGA